AUGGCGAUUGGAGAAGAUAAUUCUACUGCUACUGGAACGAGCGCUGGAAUAACCAUAGAUCAUCAUCAUCCUCUGUAUUUACAGCCUUGUGACACUCCAGGUAGUUCCUUGAUCUCUAUUCAACUGACUGGAUCUGAAAAUUAUGUGUUGUGGAGCAGAUCUAUGAAAAUAGGUCUAAUCGGUAAAAGUAAGCUAGGAUUUGUUGACGGUCAUUGUACUAAAGAUAAAUUUGAUCGAUCCUUACAUGAGCUUUGGGAGAAAUGCAAUGCGAUAGUCCUGUCAUGGAUCAUGAAUGCAGUAAGUAGUGAACUACUUAGUGGAAUUGUGUAUAAAUCGAGUGCUCACAAAGUUUGGACUGAUUUGAAGGAUAAAUUUGAUAAGGUAGAUGGAUCUCGUAUUUUCUAUUUGCACAAGGAGAUUGCUACUCUGUCGCAGGGGAUUUCCUCAGUGUCUGCUUAUUUUUUAAAACUGAUAGAUCUCUGGGAAGAAUAUGAUGCAUUAAUGCCUUGCCCUGGGUGUGACUGCCCAGAAUCCAAAAGUUAUUCUGAGCAUUUUGAGUAUCAAAGGCUUUUACAAUUUCUAAUGGGGUUAAAUGAGAUAUAUAGUCAACCUAGGAGUCAAAUUUUGAUGAUGAGCCCAGUUCCUUCAGUAAACAAGGCCUAUUCCAUGGUAGUUUCUGAAGAAAGCCAAAGAGCCUUGGGAAAAUUUUCUCAGUCUGUAGACAUAGGAGAUGGAUAUACAAGAGAAAAUUGUUACAAGUUGCAUGGAUAUCCAACUGAUUUUAAAACAAGAAAGAGAGCAGCAGGUUUUCCUCAAAAACCUAUGGCUAAUGCAACAACACAUGAAGGUCAGCAGGCAAUAACAAAGCAGUUUACUACUGCAACUUCACAUGAGGGACAACAAGUGAUGAAUGCAUCUACUGCAAGUCCAGCACAGGGAAAUCCAAUUACACUUACACAAGAACAAUAUGAUCAAAUAUUUAAGCUGAUCAACAAGGACACAGGUGAAAAUUCAGGUUUUGCAGGUACAACUAAGACCUUUAUUACCAAUGAAGAUAUUAAUAGUGAAAAGUGGAUAGUGGAUUCUGGUGCGACCAAUCAUAUGGUUCACAUUAAAGAGCUACUUGACAAAAUAAACAAUAAGAUUCUAGGAAAUGCACCAAAGGACUUUCACAGUGGGAAGGUGAAGGGAAUUGGUAAGGAGUUAGAAGGCUUGUACAAGUUGCAGCAUCAGAAACUGAAAGCUAAAGCUGCAAAUGUACAAGUUCAAGAUCAUUCUAUACAGGAGGAAGAUUUGAGAAUAUGGCAUGGAAGGCUUGGACAUGCCCCAGAAAGAGUAGUAAAGCAGAUUCCAAACUUGAAGUUUAAGUACAAUAGAGAUGGAAUAAAGGAAUGUAUAAUUUGUCCUUUGGCUAGACAAGGCAGAUUGCCUUUCCCUAAGAGUAUAAGUAGAUCAGAUAAACCUUUUCAAAUGAUUCAUGUAGAUGUUUGGGGUCCAUAUAGAUCUUAUGGAAUGCUUCAUCAAAGCUCUUGUGUUCACACUCCACAGCAAAAUGGAGUAGUGGAGAGGAAGCAUAGACAUAUAUUAGAAGUGGCUAGAGCCAUUAGGCUGCAGGGCAAAUCAUCUUUUGAUAUAGUGUAUGGAAGAGUGCCAUCUUUACAGCAUAUGAGGAACAUUGGUUGUUUAUGCUUUGCUAAAUCAGUAGGGGAAGAAGACAAACUUGCAACUAGAUCAAUUGGAGCUGCCCUAAUGGGGGAUGUCAAAUUCAUGGAGCAUGUUUUUCCAUUUCAAUUGCUCAAGGAAGGAAAAUUGCAGUUAUUCCCUAAUGGUGUACUGGACUUUCCAGUCACUGAUGAUGCAGGUUCACUUCAGGGUGCAAAUGGUCUAGACCAAACUACACAACCAGAUGACACUUCAAUCCAUGCAGAUGCAGAUAAUCAUGAACAAGAGAUAUCUGAUCAUAAUGGAUACCAGCUGAGAAAGUCAUCCAGAACUGCUAAGGAACCUUUGUGGAUGGAAGACUAUAUCUGCAAUGGCUCCCUCAUGAGGUCAGAAGGCCAGCAAGAUUGCAAAUAUCCAAUGCAUAACUACUUGACACAUACCAGACUAUCUCCUAAGUUCCAAGCCUACCUGUGCAAAAUCACCAGUACAAGAGAGCAUAUGAAUUAUGAAGAAGCUGCAUCAGAUUCCAAAUGGAUGGAGGCCAUGAAUCAAGAACUGAAGGCACUCGAGGAUAAUGGAACCUGGAGCUUGGUUGACCUACCAGCAGGGAAGACCCCUAUUGGAUAUAAGUGGGUGUUCAAGACCAAGUACAAAGCUAAUGGGGAGGUUGAAAGAUACAAGGCCCGACUAGUUGCUAAAGGAUAUAAUCAAAUAGAAGGUCUAGACUAUCAGGAAACAUUUUCCCCGUUUAGUCAAGAUGGUGACAGUAAGAGUAGUCAUAGCUUUAGCUGCUGCUAA
Molecule: messenger RNA, 2460 nt
Organism: Nicotiana attenuata
Lineage: Eukaryota; Viridiplantae; Streptophyta; Magnoliopsida; Solanales; Solanaceae
Exons: 7
Coding region: 1-2460 (819 amino acids)
Molecular function (GO): nucleic acid binding
Source: RefSeq, a predicted model, not a curated record